UUCCGGUCACAACAACAUGGACUGUUUUAGAAAAAUCUUUUCUGCUAACAAUCUGAAUGUUUUUGGAAUGGUACAUAUUCAAGCUUUGCCAGGAACACCAAGAAAUAAACUAUCAGUACCAGAAAUUCUGGAUAAAGCAUUAACAGAAGUGAAGAUUUACAAAGACAAUCAUGUGGAUGGUCUGAUUAUAGAGAAUAUGCAUGACAUACCUUAUGUGCAUACAGAUAAAGUUGGACCAGAAAUUACUGCCAGUAUGGCUGUAAUAUGCCAUCAGAUCAAAAAAAUCUUCACAUCUGGUCCUGUUGGAGUCCAGAUAUUAGCUGGUGCUAAUAAACAAGCUUUAUCUGUUGCCAAGGCUGCAGGUCUAGAUUUCAUCAGAGCAGAAGGUUUUGUGUUUUCCCAUGUAGCAGAUGAGGGUAUUAUGAAUGCAUGUGCUGGUGACCUGUUAAGAUAUAGGAAACAGAUAGGUGCUGAAGACAUUCUUGUUUUUACUGACAUAAAAAAGAAGCACAGUGCCCAUGCAAUAACUUCAGAUGUUGACAUUGCUGACACAGCUAAAGCAGCAGAAUUUUUCCUGAGUGAUGGCGUCAUAGUAACAGGAAUUCAGACUGGUCAGGCUGCAGAUGUAUCGGAAUUAAUAGAUGUCCAGAAGGCAGUUGACAUACCAGUUUUGAUUGGAUCAGGUGUAACCAAUGAUAAUGUAGAACAGUAUAAAUCAGCCCAUGGAUUGAUAGUAGGCUCAUAUUUCAAGAAGGAUGGACACUGGAACAAUGAAUUGGAUACUGAUAGACUUAAAUCUUUUAUGGAAAGUGUUAAAUCACUUAGAACAGUUAAUUAAAAAUAUGAAAAUUA
Mytilus californianus (California mussel) is the source of this 852-nucleotide messenger RNA. RefSeq lists its product as uncharacterized. The record is from RefSeq and is a predicted model, not a curated record. The transcript is spliced from 6 exons. Bases 17 to 838 code for a protein of 273 amino acids. NCBI's taxonomy places the organism in Eukaryota, Metazoa, Mollusca, Bivalvia, Mytilida, Mytilidae.